AUGGAACAUUCUGGAAAUGGAAAAGAAGCCAACGUGGUUGGAGUGGAAGAGGAGAGUGGAGAGGAGGGACAGGAAGCUGGAGGCAUCCAGAAACAGCGUCAACCACACCAACCCCUGCUACUGAUGAAGAUCUGCCCGUCACGUGUCUACACUACCCUGAACACUCGGCCCAUGUCAUCCUUCCAGCGAGCAUUCCAUCACAGAAGUAGUCUGGUUGUUCCCAUCAUCAGGAUUCCCAGUAGAAAUCAGUUACCAUGGUGCCUGGCACACAGGCAGCACCAAUACAAGGCAGGCCCUGUUGAUGUGCAGGGUUCCCCAGCAUGGGGCUUGAGGGCAGCUGCUGAAAUCCAGGGAGAGGUGCCAGGAGCAAGGGGCACUUGGGAGGCGGCCACUGAGGGGCUUCCCUUGGAUACGAACUCUGCUUUCCCACCAGAGGGGUUUGAGUUCUGGAGCUUGGACGUGAAUGGAGGCGAUGAGUGGAAGGUGGAGGAGCUCUCUGGAGACCAGAGGAAGGAAUUCCCCAAUGACCAGGUCAAGAAGUACUUCGUGACUUCUUAUUACACCUGCCUCAAGUCCCAGGUGGUGGACCUCAAGGCUGAAGGGUAUUGGGAGGAGCUGAUGGACACCACACGGCCAGACAUCGAGGUGAAGGACUGGUUCGCAGCCAGGCCAGACUGCGGGUCCAAGUACCAGCUGUGUGUUCAGCUCCUGUCGUCAGCGCAUGCGCCUCUGGGGACCUUCCAGCCAGACCCAGCAACCAUCCAGCAGAAGAGCGAUGCCAAGUGGAGGGAGGUCUCCCACACGUUCUCCAACUAUCCACCCGGCGUCCGCUACAUCUGGUUUCAGCACGGCGGCGUGGACACUCACUACUGGGCCGGCUGGUACGGCCCGAGGGUCACCAACAGCAGCAUCACCAUCGGGCCCCCACUGCCUUGAUGUCCCCGAGCCCCCAGCCACCUAACCCCAACUGAUAAACUGCUGUCAGAGAUGGGCUGGGCUUGGGAAGGGGAGGUAGAGGCCAGGCUCUCCCAGACUUCCUAGUUCAUCCUUGCCCCCCCGCCAGUUGUCUCUUCAUGGAGCCUCUUCGUUUGUACAGCCUUCAUAUGUUAUGGGUAGCUAGCUCUCCGCCCGGGGGUCUCAACCUGAAUGAGGGGGCCCCUGAGGUUGGGGGGGGUGCAUGGUGUUCCCCCAGGCUCCUCCCCCAGAUGCCUCUGAGGGAGGGUCUCCAAGCUCUGCUGGUAACCUAGAUCUAUGUGUCUACCUUCCCUUGCUGGGUCAUUUCUCACUGUCUUCUUUGAGGGCCCUCAGACUUGGGACAGUCAGGACAUCUGGCAAGCCUGUGGCUGCCCUGCAUAAUACAGAUGCUGGGCGAUGAUGUAGCUCAGACAGGUCUGGGAGUGGAAGGACGGCUCUGCUGGCCCAUCCUCUGCCCCAUUCUCUGCCACUCCCAGGCUUUCUCACUCUGUCCGCCUGUUUAGCGAGGUGGCUUUGGUCCAGAGGCUCAGGCCUGGUCUGAGAUAGGCAGGCCCAGGGUGGGGUGGGGUCCCGGCCAAAUCUGGACUCUCUUCACUGUCAGUGAAACCCCAGAAGCCACAUGUGUAUUAAGUGAGGGCAGGGCUGUCCAAAAGACCCUCCUGGAAUCCUGCACACGGCAACCCAGGGCAGGUGGGGGGCGGGAUUGGGCCCUGAGAGCUGGGAUGUGUGAGCCCUGGAUGAGUAGGAUGGGGGGGUGUUUUCAAGGACCACCUGUCCACCUCCAUGCCUAGGCCAGGCGCUCUGUGGCUUGGAGAGCAUUCCAGGCGCCCACCCUACCCUUGGAACUGCCAUUCCCAGGACCUCCCCGCCCUGUCGGACCACGUCCCUGCCUCUCCUUCCUGCUGGAAAGAGAGCAGUUCUCCUACCCCUGCUGCAUGUUGGCCAAAUAAAAGGUGUUCCCAGCCCAA
Messenger RNA from Physeter macrocephalus (sperm whale), 1943 nucleotides. RefSeq names its product F-box only protein 44. The record is from RefSeq and is a predicted model, not a curated record. The transcript is spliced from 6 exons. The coding region runs from base 1 to 936 and encodes 311 amino acids. NCBI's taxonomy places the organism in Eukaryota, Metazoa, Chordata, Mammalia, Artiodactyla, Physeteridae. Gene Ontology annotation, biological process: glycoprotein catabolic process; SCF-dependent proteasomal ubiquitin-dependent protein catabolic process. Gene Ontology annotation, molecular function: ubiquitin protein ligase activity. Gene Ontology annotation, cellular component: cytoplasm; SCF ubiquitin ligase complex.